Vespa velutina is the source of this 1008-nucleotide messenger RNA. RefSeq names its product piggyBac transposable element-derived protein 4-like. Lineage: Eukaryota; Metazoa; Arthropoda; Insecta; Hymenoptera; Vespidae. The transcript has 4 exons. Bases 1 to 1008 code for a protein of 335 amino acids. The record is from RefSeq and is a predicted model, not a curated record.
AUGUCCACGAUAUGUUGUAAUAGGUGUCCUGAAGUUCAUCGUCAAUCAACCGUUUCUGACUCCGACGUGCUCAAUGGUACCUGUAUACACAUCAUGUUGAUGCCGGAUAUAUCCAGCGCCGUACGCACAAGUCGCCGUACACACAGGUCGCCGUGUGGAUCCCGGAUAUAUCCGGCGUCGAAAUGUCAGUCUGAGAGAUCAGAUAUACGCGUAGAAACCAGCUAUCUAUUAUUUGUGCCGGAUGAAUUGUUCGAGAAAAUUGCCGAACAAACAAACUUAUAUGCAGCAAAGCAAUUAGAAGGUGGACACGUGCAUCGUUUGACAAUGUGGACAGAAACAAAUAAGUCUGAAAUGAAGAGAUUUUUUGGACUAAUUCUAUGGAUGGAAUUAGUAAAACUAUCAGCUAUACACCAAUAUUGGUCCAAUGAUCCCUAUUAUAUGCAAAUGUUCCCGAAAAAAGUGAUGUCAAGGAACAGAUUUGAACUGUUACUAAGAAUGCUACAUUUUCUAGAGAACCAAAACAGUAAUGGUUCCAAUCGUUUAUUCAAAAUACAACCAAUUAUAGACACUAUGGAAACUAAUUAUCAAAAAUAUUACAAUCCAUCCGAGGAUAUAUGUAGUGAUGAAUCCUUGGUUCCCUUUCGUGGCCGCAUUAUAUUCAGGCAAUAUUUGAAACAAAAGCGCCACAAAUAUGGAAUCAAAAUAUUUAAAUUGUACUGUGGAUCGGGAUAUACAGAUCUAUUCUAUAAGGGACACACGUUAUACACUGAUAACUGGUACACGAGCCUAGAAUUAGCGGAAAAACUGAUCCACAAAAACACCCAUUUAGUGGGAACAUUCCGUUCAAAUAGACGAGGAAAUUCGCAACAAGUUAUAUCAACAAAAUUAAAACGAGGAAAAAUCAUAGCGAAAGAAAAUAAUCAAGUAAUAACCAUUUUGAAGUGGAUGGAUAAGAAGGACAUCCUAGUUCUAUCGACAAGGCACUCGUCAGAAAUAGUGAAUGUUUAA